UGUAUAAAUAUUCUAACCAAGCUCCUUCUCCUUCACUUCACUCAAGUCACCUUUCCUCUGUGUUCGUUUCCCAUUCUCAAAGACACUUCACAAACACGUUUGAGCCUUCAAAUUCUACGUUUCUCUUUUUUCACCAUCAUGGCCAGACCCCAACAACGCUAUCGUGGAGUCCGCCAAAGGCACUGGGGCUCUUGGGUCUCCGAAAUUCGCCACCCUUUAUUGAAGACUAGAAUAUGGCUAGGAACAUUUGAAACUGCAGAAGAUGCAGCAAGAGCAUAUGAUGAAGCAGCUAGACUCAUGUGUGGGCCAAAAGCACGUACCAAUUUCACAUACAACCCUAAUGAACCACAUUCAUCCUCAUCGAAGCUUCUCUCUGCCACUUUAACGGCCAAACUACAUAAGUGUCACAUGGCUUCCCUUUCCCUUCAAAUGGCCAAACAGAAAACCCCACAGAACAAAGAGCCUCAACCCUCCCUUGGAUCCAAUCCAUUUGCCUCUGCCAAUGCCAUUGCUGGAUCAAGUGCUGACACUGGAUUAAGGUGGCUAGAUGGGAAUUGGGUUGGUGUGGAAGGCCAGGUUGAAGUUUCCCAUCAACAGUUUCAGCCAGUUCUGGAAGAUGAUCACAUUGAGCAAAUGAUACAAGAGUUGCUUGAUUAUGGAUCAAUUGAGCUUUGCUCUGUUGGCUCAACUUAGACUCUAUAGUAAUUAGUAGCAUUCUCCAAUGGCAAGUGCAACAUCUUUUUGGGGUACUAAUUCACCAUGUAAUAAAAGUAUAAGCUUAGUUUAGUACAAUAGGGAAGUCUUUACCCAUUAGAAUCUGUUUGGAUACAAAUUUAAAAAAACUUUGGAGAAUUUUUCUAUUAAAAAAUAUUCUUUAUUAUUGAUAGAAAAACUCUAAAUAAUUCUUCUAAAUUUGUAUCUGAUCAGACUCUUAGUAGACAAUCAUGUGGAAUUAGAAUGUAACCAGCCAACGAUGCGAAAGGCAUAUCAUGCAUAUGAUGGACUAUAAUAGAGAAUUAGUAUAUCAGUAGAAUACAAUUUUCCAUCUUCUGCUUUUUGUUUAUAUCCUACUACUGAAAGUUGCCCAAAAUUCUUCUCUAAUAAAGCAGGAUGCAUGUGGGACC
This is a messenger RNA of Cajanus cajan (pigeon pea), 1124 nucleotides long. RefSeq names its product ethylene-responsive transcription factor ERF003. NCBI's taxonomy places the organism in Eukaryota, Viridiplantae, Streptophyta, Magnoliopsida, Fabales, Fabaceae. Gene Ontology annotation, biological process: regulation of DNA-templated transcription. The record is from RefSeq and is a predicted model, not a curated record. Gene Ontology annotation, molecular function: DNA binding; DNA-binding transcription factor activity.